Molecule: messenger RNA, 7166 nt
Organism: Amphiprion ocellaris (clown anemonefish)
Lineage: Eukaryota; Metazoa; Chordata; Actinopteri; Pomacentridae
Gene: mfsd2b
Product: MFSD2 lysolipid transporter B, sphingolipid
Exons: 15
Coding region: 4981-6837 (618 amino acids)
Biological process (GO): carbohydrate transport
Cellular component (GO): membrane
Molecular function (GO): sphingolipid intramembrane carrier activity; symporter activity
Source: RefSeq, a predicted model, not a curated record
UUUUAGAUGUGUUUUGUUUCUUCCUUUACUAUGUGAACUGCCUUUAGAUUACUUUUGUUGUGAAUUGAUGCUAUGCAAUUAUAACUGCUUUGACCCACUGGGCUGUAGAGACAGGACCGUUUGGGGUGACAUGUCAUGUUUGGCAUUGGGAUGUUGGCAGAUGUUGGAUUCUUUGGUUCCACUAGUUUGCGAUGUAGAACUUUCAUGGAUUUGGAUUGUCCUGUCACAUCCUAUGGAUACUUGAUCAGAUUGGAAUCUGGAUGGUUUGAGUGCUGUUGGUCUUUAUCCUUGAGCAGUUCCUGAGCAGUUUUUGCAGGGUUGUGGGAUGCUUUUUCCUGCAGAGGGGAGUCCUGUUGCCAUGGAGGGGUUUGCUUGAUCAGGAACAAUCUUUAAAUGCCUGCUACAUGUCAAAAUAACAUCCGCAUGAAUGUCAAGACCAAAGGUUUCUCAGCAGAACACUAUAAAAAGAUGAUCGAUGUUAUUCACUUCAGCUGUCGGAGCGAUAAAGCAAAAUGAGUUAAACAGCAGGCUCAAGUAGUCAGAUCAGUGGCCUUAUGCAGAUGGACUGAGGUAAAGCUGAGUUCUUGCAGAGUCUUUAUCGACUCUUGAAUCCCUGGUUUCUUGGCAUGUGCAACAGCAUGUGUGUGCUUUUACAUGUGCCUGUUUCUCCGUCUCCCAGCAUUCAGCCUGGCCUCGGGAAGAAGGUGAACACCAUUAUCCAUCUUCAAUAUUUAAAGCGAGGUUGGGAGGGGGUGUGUUGUUGCUCGUGGUUGAGGAAGAAGAGCUGACAGCCUCGGGAUAGUCAAGGUCAGGGAAAGAAAGUCAGCAGCAGCAGCAGCAGCAGUGUUUUGUCCUCUCUGAAGAAUCCCCCUGUGAAGGGGUUUACUGCACAUUUAGGAUUUCAGCCUGAACGUGCAGGCAUCACUUGGUUGGCAGCCAGAGGGGGUCUGACUAAAGAGUAAAAGAGAGCACAUUUCCUUUGUGCUACAUAUUUAAUAAGGCUAAGCAUGCGGGGAAUUACUUUCCCUUUAACUCCCACAUUUCCUUUCAGAUUGACCCUUUUACUUGCGCAGCAGCCAACCUUUCAUUUUGCACAUUCCUCUUCACGCAUUAUCGGAAACAUACCCAUUCUAAUGCAGGUCAUAUGCCUGACUUUUCUGCGGUGGUGCCUCGGUCCCUGUCAAUAAUGUGGUUUUGGUUGAGGGGUUUGCAUACUUGGAAUUUAUGGAGAGGUCUGGGUUCAGUAGCCGAGGUCUCCAUGACAUGUUUGUUGUCAUGCUCUGUGAGAGGCUUACUGUGGAGAGUAAGCAUCUUGCACUAAAAGAGCUGCUUAUGAAAGUGCUUUGUGGGAAAGGCUCAAUAUAUCAUAAAUCACAGACUGAAAAAGUACCCAUGAAAAUAACAUUUCCAGUGUGUGUCGAACUGUAACACAUUCCCCAACCAGACAAAAGGACUUGCUUUCUUUACAGGGUCAGGAACUAGAACGAUUUCUCAUGAGAAAAUGAUUUGAUUUAAUGUAAUUGAAGGUCUCCUGCACUAAAAACAAGAUUUACUCCUUAAAUAUUCAGUGAAUAAAGUAAAAAUCUAUAGUUAAAUGGACAAUUCAAUCAGCUUACUUGAUUGGGACUGAUUCAAUUAACAUAAACAGAGGCCAGCUUUACAGUACAAGUAUCAUAAUGUAAUAUAAAUAAUGAAUAUUUUAUACAGGAGGUCCUCGGUUUACGACGUCCCACGUUACAUUUGAACUGAUUACGGGCUGGUCCUCGGUUUAACGAUUUCAUCGUUACAUCAGAACUGGUUCAGUGGAACUAGUUGCCAAGCGGAGUGGAUGAAUACUGUAUGUACGGUAGUCAUGCGGCACUAUAAGACUUUUUCAUUUUCGCCAGUAUUUUUCUAACGAAUUGUGUUUCAGUGUGAGCUAAUGACUGUUUUCCUUACUGUAGUUGUACAAAUAUGUAAACUGGUCAAUAUCAUGAUGCACAUAACAGCUUUGUUUACAUUUUUACCUGAGUUCCGACCUACGGUGAAAAUCGAGGACCCCCUGUAAAGUUAAUGUUCAAAACAAUGCAAUGUUUAAGCUGUUUUCAUACAGUAAUUACAGGAAAUAGCCUGUAUGUGAAAGUUUGAGAGACCUGCUAAUGGUGAUGUGUUUAACCCUCGUGUCGUCCUGCGGGUCAAAUUGACCCGUUUUAAAGUUUGAAAAUGUGGGGAAAAAAAUUUUGCAAAUUUUCAGAAAUUUGGGGAAUUUUUUUGCUAAAUUUUUGGAUUUUUUUUUCAGACAAGGAAACAAUAUUUUUGGUGCCCAUAAAUGAGGACAACAGGAGGGUUAAGGGGAAUGAUUUAGUUGUGCAAGCAGCUACAUAUCUCCAGGGCUGAAAAGUGAAACCAAAGCUGCAAUACCAGAAACUGCAGUUUCUCAAAUGUCCACUUGAGGCUGCUUCCAAAAAGCGAGCCAACCCCCGUAGACCUCAGUGUUAAAAUGCACCAAUUUACAGCAGAAAUAAACAUGUUUACAUCCUGAUACAAAAAGCAAUUUUGGCCUCUAUAGCUAAUUUUGCCAUUCAUAAUACCUGUGCAGAGAGUGAAUAUGUUUAAAAAUGAACCAAGUCAAAUUAUAUUAAGGUGUAAAGUUAUGCAAAGUUAAAGGCAUGGCAGCUUUGAUUGGCCUUUGUUGGACCAACUAAAAUUAAUUUCUUCAACUGGAAUUAAGUUCAUCCAGAUUAAGUUAAGAAGUAAUAUUAAUGCGACUUGUUUAGGUCAGGUGCACUAAGAUCAUUCGAUUCUUCUCAAAUGAACGUUGUUGCAACUUAAUUCUAAAGUUUGAAGUUUUUCCAUCUUAAGUAUACGCUUUAUUCAAACAUAAAACGUAAAACAUGAUUUUUUUUAGUAUACUUGCUGUUCUUUUCUUUUCUUUACUCCUACUUAAAGAAAAUAGUGAUUGAGUUGCAGCACAAAAAUCGGAGGAAACGUGGACAUUAGAUGCACAAUGCUAAAAGAAUCUACUUUUCUCACUUUUGCUGAAAUUAAAACACCAGCUUAAAGUUACAAAAUCUCAAGUUGAUAGAAGCCAGAAAAGUCAACAGCCAUUAUCAAAACAGAAAGAAAAGUAAGAUUCAACCAGAGCCUGAAAGUUUUCAUUCGUCUUUAUAUAUCAUUGAUGCUUUAGUGAUAUAUGAAUGUGAGAUGACACAAACAAAUGGUUAUUUAUUUAUGUAUUUUUUGUAAAACAGCAGCUUACUGGCAAAUUGAAACACUCUGGUCAUCAUUUGAAACUUGAGGAUUUUGUUUGUGGAGCUUACUGAGGACUAAAAGUCUGGAUAUCUCAGCUUCUGCUGCUUCAAUUCUGACCAUUCUCUGAUUAAUCUGUCUGUUGUGAGUCUCAGCUUUAUGACAAUGCAACAUCAAAUCACUGGAGUGUCUCUUUAAGUAGGAUAAACCAACUGCACAUACACACACUGGGAAGUAAGUACUACAUUUACUGAACUACUGUGCAGUUUUGAGGUACUUGCACUUUACUUGAGUAUUUGCAUUUUAUGCUGCUUACACUCUGCUACCUUUCAGAGGGAAGAAAUGUACUUUCCACUUAACCGCACUUAUCUGACAGACACAAUGGAGCAUAAAGCAAGCUUUAAAAACACAACACAUAGACAAAGAGCAGUUAAACCAGCGAUUUUCAAUCAUUUUGGCUUCUUCCAAAAAGCAAAGUGCAGUUCACAUUUCAGAUGUCUCUGAGUUGUUAAUAGCUAUCCACCAACAAGUGAUUUUUCCCUCUAAGCUUCUCAUUUCAAAGAAUAUUCAAAUGAUCCAACAUCCCAGCAACAAUCCGUAACUAAAACAGACUUGUGCAUCUUUUUUCUUCUUUUUUUCCCCAUUAAUGUUUGCUGUCCCCCGCAUAUAAAACAGGAUAUAAAGAGGUUGAAAGUAGCUUCACCUGCAGUAACUACAACAGUAGCCUGCUGCUGACACACUGAUGCUUCACUGUUAAUAAUCUGAUGAUGGCACAUAUGACAAUAUAUCAGUCAGAGACAAAAGCCGGACUUUUGCUGUCCCAUUUUAACUAGAGUUCGCUGCUGUAUACUUUUAUUUAAAUUUGAAUGCAGAUUUUUAAAAUUAUUUCUAUUGCAUUUUUACGUUGCUGUAUUUAACUUACGUAAAUGAUCUGCACACUUCCUCCUCCAUGUUUACUGUAACAUGAAAUCUGACAGCAGUGAAGAAAUGUUAAUUAUGAUGAUGCACUGUGGGAAAUAUGCAGCUUGAGUGCGUCUUUUCGCACACACACCUUCCCUGCUGCCUGUUCCAGGAACCGCGCAGGUAGUUUCCUGCCGGUGAGAAGAAACCAAGCUGCAUUGUGCACAUUCCACUUGUAGCUGGCACUGCUGCACGAGAAUGACAUUCACCUAGACUGGAAUGUCAAGGGUGUGGGGAAAAGAAUUAUGCGUAAAGGCAGAAAGAAGGAAAGGCUUCUGCGGUCAAGUUUGUCCCCAAAGGACCCAAGAAAGUAGCUAAAAAUAAUGCAAAUCAUAUCUUUUCUACUGUGUGUUACGCGUGGAUCAUGAUAAGAAGCAGAGGAUUGUUUGUGACUUGAAAAUCUUGCAGGAAACACAAUAAUCUUCUAUGGAGUGAUGCCUUUUUUGUCGCAUUGUGCCAUUGCAAUGUGUUGCCAAUGCAGCUCCCCUCAAAAGCACACUGCUGGAGUCGAACCAUCUUCUGCCAUAAUCUCCUCUCACAUGCACACGCACACAUGUACAAUACAUUACAUGCAUGUCAUACACCGUGGCGGCCGCUGCAGGGCGCAGUGACGGAGCUGCGCCCCGAAAAAAAAACAGGAGUGGAGACGCGCAGACCGUCUCCAUCCUCCGCAGUCUCCUUCUCAUCCUGGCCGUCACACUCACUCACUCACUCACUCACCCACCGACUGACUGAGCAAACUGAGCUGACAGCAGCAGAUUCUCCAUCAGCACGGGCAGCAGCAGCAUGUGAAUGGCGGCAGAAAGCAGCAGCAGAGUUGUCACAGAGGCGCAGGAGGAGCUCCGAACCUCCGGAGCUGUCACCGCUCACACGCACCGCGGCGCGCAACACACCCGGAGUCACGGCCACGUCCAGCAGUCCCAGCUUUGGGCGCACAGCCCCAACAUCCCCACCACCACCACCACCACCCAGCGGCAGCAGCAGCCUCACAGAGCUCACACGAGGAGCCACAAUCACUUCGGUGCUCCGACGCACGCCAAGUACAGCCUCAGCCUCUCAUCAGCCAUGACCAAAGGGGAGAGAGGAGCGCAGAGCUCCGGGGGGAAACUCAUCAAGCCCAGUGAGCCGCUGUUCCCCAAAACUUCUCACCAGACCGACUUGAGCCAGAAGUUGUCAUUAUGCAGUAAACUGUGUUUUGCCAUCGGCGGUGCACCAAAGGAAGUAGCUGCCAGCGCCACGGCCUUCUUCCUGCAGAUCUACCUGCUCGAUGUGGCCCAGAUCAACGCCUUCCAGGCCUCCAUGGUGCUGUUCAUCGGUAAAGCCUGGGGCGCCGUGACCGACCCCAUCGUCGGCUUCUUCAUUACAAAGAGCAGAUGGACCAAGAUCGGCAGACUCAUGCCCUGGAUGGUGGGCUGCACUCCGUUCCUGGUGGUCUCCUACUUCUACCUCUGGUUCGUUCCUCCCUUCAGCGGCGGCAGGUUCAUCUGGUAUCUGGGCUUCUACUGCCUCUACCAAACCCUCAUCACUUGUUUCCACGUGCCUUACUCUGCUCUCACCAUGUUCCUGAGCACAGAUCAGAAGGAAAGAGACUCGGCCACUGCUUACCGAAUGACGAUGGAGGUUCUGGGGACGCUGGUGGGCGCCGCCAUCCAGGGCCAGAUCGUAGCCAGCGCUCACACUCUGAAGCACUGCCCCACUCACAACAUGUCCGCCGGUUACCCCGGCAACAGCAGCGGGACGGAGGUCGUCAAGAGCCUGGUUCGCUCCCAGGAUUACCUGUCACACGCUAAGGAGGUCUACAUGAUCGCUGCCGGGGUGAUCGGAGGAGUGUUCAUCAUCUGUACCCUGGUGAUGUUUCUGGGAGUCAAAGAGAGAGACGAUCCGUAUGCCCCAAAGACCGAGAAGCAGAUCCCGUUCCACCAGGCCUUCAUCCUGGUGAUGAGACACGGGCCGUACCUCACUCUGACCGCCGCAUUCCUCUUCAUCACCGUCGCCAUUCAGCUGGUUCAGAGCAACUUUGUCCUCUUCUGCACCUACGCUGCCGACCUGAGGGACCACUUCCAGAACAUUGUGCUGACUAUCCUGGUUUCUGCAGUGAUAAGCAUUCCUCUGUGGCAAUGGUUUCUGCAGAGGUUCGGGAAGAAGACGGCUGCUUUUUGUGGCAUCACAUGGAUCAUGCCGUUCACCCUGAUGCUGGUGUUCAUUCCUAACGUGGUGGUGGCGUACGUUGUGGCCGUUUCCUCUGGACUCAGUGUCGCUGCAUCGCUCCUGCUGCCGUGGUCGAUGUUGCCAGAUGUGGUGGAUGACUUCCGGCUGGCCAACCCCUACUGCAAAGGUCACGAAGCCAUCUUCUACUCCUUCUAUGUCUUCUUCACUAAAUUCGCCGCCGGUAUCUCCCUGGGAGUGUCCACGCUCUGCCUGGAGUUUGCAGGCUACGACACCGGCGCCUGCAAGCAGCCCGCUCCGGUGGUUUACACCCUCAAGCUGCUGAUCGGCGCCGCCCCGGUGGCCUUCAUCGUCACCGGGUUAAUGAUCCUCCUCCUCUAUCCCAUCAGCGAAGACGUCCGGCUCAGGAACAAACUGUGCCUGGAGGAGCUACGGAAACAAAGCGUCAGCUCCAGAACUGUGGAAGAUUUGAGUAAUGUGUGACCUGGAUCUUGAAUGGAGUGAAUUUCACAGGAAAAAAAACAAAAAAACAAAGCCACGGAUUCCAGUAAAGCGGCUGGAAGGUUGUUCUUUAGUGUAUAUUACACUGAUUAAAUAGUUAAAUUGUUUUAAUGUAAACAUUUUUUGUUUCAUUUUCACAUGUACUGUAUAGUCAUCUUGGAUAUAUAAAUAUAUAUAAUAAGAUUACCUAAUUUAUAUAAAUGAAUGUAUAUCAUUAUUUGCCGUGUUUAGCUCUACAACACCAUUAUUUAUGAUUCCAAAAAGAUUGAUGAUAGGAAUAAAUGUUGUAGAGGUUGGUUGGUAGACAACAA